Messenger RNA from Drosophila bipectinata, 2470 nucleotides. It is a transcript of the gene sina, whose product is annotated as seven in absentia. Gene Ontology annotation, cellular component: cytoplasm. The record is from RefSeq and is a predicted model, not a curated record. NCBI's taxonomy places the organism in Eukaryota, Metazoa, Arthropoda, Insecta, Diptera, Drosophilidae. Gene Ontology annotation, biological process: multicellular organism development; proteasome-mediated ubiquitin-dependent protein catabolic process. Gene Ontology annotation, molecular function: zinc ion binding; ubiquitin protein ligase activity; ubiquitin conjugating enzyme binding.
UGUGUGUGGUCAUAAAGGCUGACUGAUAAAAAAAAAAGCAAAAUAAAAUAAACGCCAUUUCUUGGAGGCAGCCUGCCAUCCAAAAGAAAAGCGCACAACAAAACCAUCGCUUGAGGGAAGGAACCUGAAUCUGGCGAGGAUUGCAGGAACUAAGGACCAGAGGAAUUGUAGACACAUUCGUGCCGCAGAUAGAGCCCUCCCGAUGUCCAAUAAAAUCAAUCCGAAACGCCGCGAACCGACAGCAGCAGCCGUAGCAGCAGGAGCCGGAACCGGAGCCACCGGAGUAGCCACCAAUACGAGCAGUUCGACAGGGACCUCAAGCGCCGGUAACACAUCGUCGGCGAACACAUCCUCGUCAUCCAGCUCCUCGCUGUCGUCCGCCGGCGGCGGUGAUGCCGGCAUGUCCGCCGAUCUGACAUCACUGUUCGAGUGCCCCGUGUGCUUCGACUAUGUACUGCCCCCCAUUCUGCAAUGCUCUAGCGGGCACCUGGUGUGCGUCUCCUGCCGCUCAAAGCUCACCUGCUGUCCCACCUGCCGUGGCCCGCUGGCGAAUAUCCGGAAUCUGGCGAUGGAGAAGGUGGCCUCAAAUGUUAAGUUCCCGUGCAAGCACUCCGGCUACGGAUGUACUGCGUCACUGGUCUACACGGAGAAGACGGAACACGAGGAGACGUGCGAGUGCCGGCCAUAUCUGUGUCCCUGCCCAGGUGCCAGCUGCAAGUGGCAGGGCCCGCUCGACCUAGUCAUGCAGCACCUGAUGAUGUCGCACAAGAGCAUCACAACGCUGCAGGGCGAGGACAUUGUGUUCCUGGCCACUGACAUCAACCUGCCCGGCGCCGUUGACUGGGUGAUGAUGCAGUCCUGCUUCGGCCAUCAUUUUAUGCUCGUGCUGGAGAAACAGGAGAAGUAUGACGGCCACCAGCAGUUCUUUGCCAUUGUCCAGCUGAUUGGAUCGCGCAAGGAGGCGGAGAACUUUGUGUAUCGUCUGGAGCUCAACGGCAACCGGCGGCGGCUCACCUGGGAGGCCAUGCCGCGUUCCAUCCACGAAGGUGUGGCCUCAGCGAUCCACAACUCGGACUGUCUGGUGUUCGACACGUCGAUUGCGCAACUUUUUGCCGAUAAUGGCAACCUGGGCAUCAACGUGACCAUUUCCCUGGUCUAAGUCUAAGCGCACUGUCAAUUCGCCGAGUUCUUACUUUUUUGUUUAAUUUUUUUCCGAUACAUAUAUAUAUAUAUAUGCAUAUAUAGUUUAUACAUAGCCCCCCCUGAGAAGGGAUAGAAGAAACCGAAACAGAAACAGAGAUAUGUAGUUGUGCAGAGUUGUUUUAUAAAAAUGAUUCUUCAUUCUAAUAGCCACGUACAUGCAUAUGUGUAUAUAUCUAUGGAAAUAUCAGACCCGAUUCGAUUUUCACAUCUGGAGAAUUGGUUUUAUCUUCUCUUUUUGGGAUCUUACUUUCAAGUUGUAUAAUAUUUGUGAAGAUGUGAUUUUUUGUGUUCUAUGUGAAAGUACCUUAAAUUAAUAAUUCUUUUAAUUAGUUUUCGAAUUAAAAAAAUAUAUAUUCAUAAUUCUUUGAUUGUGAAAAUCGAAAUAGGGUCUGUAUGUUUGUAUGUCUAAACGGUUCGAUUGGUACUUUAGAUCUACAUAGGACUUGAUUUUUCACUUAAUCCUCCUCCUCAUACUACGAUUUUCUUGAUUUUUUUUAUAUGUUUGGCUCGUGGGGUUCUGCUUUAGUUCAAUUUAGUUUGUAAGCCGAUUGCGGCGGGCCACACACACACACAACACACACACCUGGAGCAGAGCUGCCUGUCCACCACCCACCACCCAACAACAGACACAAAAAACAAACCUCUCGGAAAGACCAACAAGAAGGUGGAACAUACACACACUCGAACUCAAACACUGCAAAUCCUAGUUUAGUUAAUGUAAAUUAUUUUAUACAAUAAUUGUAAAUGGUAAUAAGUAAACGAGCAGUUUAACGAAAUUAACAAAACACAAUACAGAAUAACAAUAGCAACAAAUGCGAAACCACAAACAAAGAUAAUAUUUGAUAGCUAUAAUCUGUAAUCUGUAAUAACUCGAGAGUUUGAUUGAGAGUUGCAGCAGCCAAACCAUCACAAAAAAAAUAAUAACAUGACGAGAUCAUUUUUUAUUUUCGCAAUAAUACAAAAAAAAGACAGUUUCGUAUACCCAUCCUCCUCCCAUCCUUAAAUCCUAAAUCGUACGACAAGCAAUGUUAAUGUUUAUAUAUCCACCUAGUUUAGACGAUCUCCUCCAGUUCCCCCGGCUCAUAGUUUGGUUUCUUGUUUUUGGAAUUCUUUCUGCCCGAUCGAAAAUGGAUGAAAAAUGAUUUUAAAGCAUCUGCACCGUAAUUAGCUUUUAAUGCGCCGAUUUACCGCGCCACUACCAUACGAGAUCACUCACACACACAAACUACUGAAGUGAAAUAAACGUGAUUAGUAAAAGUAAAAAAAA